Messenger RNA from Peronospora belbahrii, 237 nucleotides. The record is from the annotation of a GenBank genome assembly. Lineage: Eukaryota; Oomycota; Peronosporomycetes; Peronosporales; Peronosporaceae.
AUGCUUGGUCAUAAGUCGUACAAGCGCUUUGGUCUUUGGCUAGAAUUCUUGCGACCAAGACUGUGCGGUACAAGCCAGUGCAUCGGUGGUAUUGGGCAAAAACUGCUCAGUGUGGAUGGCCAAAGUCCAUACGUGCUAAACGACUGCGAAACGAACCAAAACACUCGCAGUGAUAAUAUCUUUCCUGUUGGGAUUGGCACAGCUCAUUUCUCAAGUUGGCGGUCGUCGCCUAGUUGA